Molecule: messenger RNA, 1008 nt
Organism: Cryphonectria parasitica EP155
Lineage: Eukaryota; Fungi; Ascomycota; Sordariomycetes; Diaporthales; Cryphonectriaceae
Product: family 79 glycoside hydrolase
Exons: 6
Coding region: 1-1008 (335 amino acids)
Source: RefSeq, a predicted model, not a curated record
AUGGGCAACGUCAGCAAGCUAUACGCUCUUGAGAUAGGAAACGAGGUCGAUGUCUACGCGAGACAAUGUUAUAACGGCUCUUGCAUCAGGAAUCCUCAGACCUGGGAUUCAGAAACUUAUGCGGAAGAAGUGCAGGGACACAUCGACUUGUUGACGAAGAAUGUGACCAACUUUCCCCAGACUGGGCGUAUAUUCCAGAUAUUCGACAAAGGGACUGAGAUUGAUUGGCCCACCAAUACCAAGUGGACACUUACACCAUUCAUGCAGAGCAUCUCCGAGGUCGAGGAUCUUACCAGAGUUAAGCAAGUCGCACAACAUUACCGCCCAGAACUGACUUCUUACUUAGCUACCAGGCACAUGCUGGCAGAAACGCUGAUCUACAAAACUCGAAACCCUCAGCUUGACUUUGUUUUGAGCGAAGUUGGAAAUGCUAUAGGAAGCAGUAGUAACAAGACUACUGAUGCGAUCCUUGAAUCGAGUCUCGGAAGUGCUGUUUGGACUGUUGACUGGAUGUUGUGUGUUAUGAGUAUUAAUGUAACUCGUAUCAACAUGCAGAUGGGGCGUAUCUUUGGUUUUGCUGCAUGGCAGCCGAACCAGCUGCAGGACGCACCUCCUCACCUCAAAGGCGGGUUUUAUGGCCAUGUUUUUGUGGCCGACUUCAUCAGCAACCAGGGCAGCUUGCGAGUUAUUGAGCUGCCCCAACCAUCAGGAAAUAAGAAUAUCUCGGCCUAUGCAAGGUUUCAUCAUGGCACGUUGACCAAGGUAGCUCUAAUCAAUCAAGAGUUGUGGUUGGGGUCCUCAAAUCGUCCAAGGGCGUCCAACGUGUCGUUGAACCUGGAAGCCUUGGGACCAGACGUCCCGGCACGUGUCAAAGUACAGAAACUAUGGGGACCAAGCGCCAACACAUUGACAAACAUUUCAUGGGCAGGCUUAGAUUGGCCUUUCAAUAAUAUCACAGGAGGGGGGACGCCAGUGAAAAAAAGACAGCGGUAUUUACACAGAAACUGA